AUGUCCAGCAGAGUCCAGCUGAUGUUAAAUAAAUGUUAUAUCUUGGUACAAAUUAUCCACGUUUUUUGUUACCAAGGAAUAAACUAUGUGAUGGUCAGCGAGAUGAGGGAUAUUAGAUUUGACCUGUGGAUUAUUAGUAUACCGACAACGUGGAGUCCUUUGGACUGUUCCAGGAAGUGUGAGACCAAUGGUACAUGUCUGUCCUUUCAGUACUCCUUUCUGAGUGGUCAAUGUCGACUAUUCAAUACCAUUUUUCUACAUCAGGAUGCUGGAGUGUACGACAUCGGAUGGCAGUUUUAUAUCGUAUCUCAUAGGCGCUGUAGAGACCUGUUUAUAGAUGGUCGAGACUUGGAUAUAUGUUUUAUGUUUGCCGGCUUCCACAAUUUAACAGAGGGUAAGGAGAAAUGCGCUGCAAUGUCGUCAGGAAUCAUCUCCAUCACAUCAACCGAGGAAAACCAAUUUCUGAUCAGAUUAACUGAGCCGUUUUCGAAUAUCUUUCUCUCAGAUAGCAGCUAUAAGCGACCAUUUAUUCAGGGUUUUUGGGAUGGAAGAAACUGGGUUUUGGACAAUGGGACUCUUUUGGUCUACACACAAUGGGCCGAUGGGCAUCCAAAGAUUAACCAAGACAGACAUUACAUAAAAUUUGUAAUAGGAAAAUGGAAAACAUCAAUAUCCUCAGCGAUUAGACCUGUUUUUUGCAGCUAUAAACUGUAGAUGUUAAUUGGUUGCAUUAUUCGCAUGUCAUGCUCGGUGUUUGAUAAUACAUGUACCAUGUUAGUUAUCCUAAUGGGGUUUUUUUGCGGAAUUAAUCUAAUAUAGUUUUUAUAGGAUUUCAAGGCUUUAAAAAGUCACAGUUUGAACUCACAAUUUUUAACUGGGUUUUCCAACGAAAAAUCCGGUUAUUAAAAUGGUGAAAAUGGCGGGCGGGAGGCUGCCAAAAGGGUACCCUCAUUGUACGGAUAACUCCUCCUAUAGUUUUUAAGAUAGGAAGUUGUUCUUUUGCAGAUCAAAUCAAUUGUCCAUAUAUCAGAGGUGUGCAUAUUGCUAGGAUUUUGAUUUCCGAUAAUUUAUCGAAAAAAUACCAGCUUUUGAACUUAGUCUUUUUUUGGCAAAAUAUUGCAUAUAGGAUACCCUCAUUGUACGGAUAACUCCUCCUACAGUUUUCAAGAUAGGAAGUUGUUCUUUUGCAGAUCAUUGAUCAAUUGUACUUAUAUUAGAAGUGUGCAUAUUGCUAGAAUUUUGAUUACCGAUAAUUUAUGAAAAAAUACCAGCUUUUGAACUUAGUCCUUUUUGUCAAAAUAUUGCAUGUAGGGUACCCUCAUUGUACGGAUAACUCCUCCUACAGUUUUCAAGAUAAGAAGUUGUUCUUUUGCAGAUUAAUUGUACAUACAUGUACAUCAGAGGUGUGCAUAUUGUUAGGAUUUUGAUUUCUGAUUAUUUAUGAAAAAAAUACUAGCUUUUGAACGUUGUCAUUUUUUGGCAAAAUGUUGCAAAUAGGGUACUCCAUUUCACUGGAUACGGGUUGACAUGGAUUAUGGAUACAGUUCACAUAAAAGAAAACCCGGUUUGCUGUCACAUUGACAGCUUUUCACUUGUUAUUAUCUGAUUUAAUUUUUUUUAAUCUUUAAAUGCUUACUUAAAUAUGUGUAUUAAGAUGUGCUAACAUUUGUUUUUAUUGUAUGAUAAAAGUAGAAAAAACUGCAAAGUGUAAACAAUCUUUUCAUAACUAAAUGAAAAUCGUAUUACAGAUUAUAGAUUAUAGAUAAUUAACAAAAUGAGAAGUAUACUUUAUCUGUAGCUAACAGAUACUAUUUCUACAGUGUACAAUUUAGUUACAUCGCCCGAAUACCUAUAUCGCUAAAUCCUCAUACAAAAAAACCCGAAAAUACAAAAUGUUUUUAAAACAAUUUGUGUGGUACAUUGUUUCUUUUAUGAACUGGUCAAAUGCUGUUGUUCUUUGUUAACGUAGAGGCUUAAUAACCUUUUUAAAGUAACGAAUCAAGAUAACACACGCAAUUCGUUUUUAUCCUGAUAUAGAUCAUAUUUCUUAUUCAUUAAAUGCUAGGCACUACAUUUUUCCAUUGCUUCAUGUACAUGUUGAGGAACUUCGAUUGCUAACUGUGUGUAUUUUAGUGUGAAUAUCAGUCAACAAAAUGGUCUAUUCUGUGGAUAUAGUAUUUAAAAAAAUGAACACAAACUAAAGAUUUGUAUUAAGCCAAAUUGAACUCAAAUCUAAAAUCAUCAGAGUAUUAUUUCUUGGGACAAAUCACAUUUGAUGUUCAUGACAACAGAGCCCAAUAAACAAAUGAGUUAACUUGAUUCGGAUUUCCUACUGCAAAGGAAUUCUUUUCACUAGAGUGUUUUCUUCUAUAAAGUUUUGCCGCACAGAAAACCUGAUAUUGAUACAUAUG
Magallana angulata is the source of this 2411-nucleotide messenger RNA. RefSeq lists its product as uncharacterized. The record is from RefSeq and is a predicted model, not a curated record. The coding region runs from base 1 to 714 and encodes 237 amino acids. Lineage: Eukaryota; Metazoa; Mollusca; Bivalvia; Ostreida; Ostreidae. The transcript has 3 exons.